AUGGCCCUUGUAGCACAUUUUGACCUCCACUUGCACCAGAUGGACGUCAAGACAGCUUUCCUAAAUGGAGAUUUGGAAGAAGACAUAUACAUGGUGCAACCUGAAGGUUUUGUUCAAGAAGGGGGAAAGGACUUGGUCUGCAAGCUAAACAAGUCAAUCUAUGGAUUAAAGCAAGCCUCUAGACAGUGGUACCUAAAGUUCAACAAGGUAGUGAAAGACUUUGGUUUUGUUGAAAAUGUUUUAGAUGAAUGCAUAUACAUGAAGAUGAGUGGGAGACAUUUCAUUUUACUAGUUUUGUAUGUAGAUGAAAUUUUACUAGCCUGCACAAAUCUCACCAUGUUACAUGACUGCAAGAAUUUCCUAUCUAAGAACUUUGAAAUGACUGAUCUAGCUGAGGCAUCUUAUGUUUUAGGCAUUGAUAUAAGCAGAGAUCGAAAGAAUGGGGUACUUGGACUAUCACAAAAAUCCUACAUAGAAAAGGUGCUCAAGAGAUUCAAUAUGCAAAACUGCACAGGAAGUGAUAUUCCUAUUGCAAAAGGGGAUAAGCUAAGCACUGAACAAGCACCUAAGACUGAGCAAGAAAAGCUGGAAAUGGUUGACAAACCAUAUGCUUCACUAGUUGGAAGCCUAAUGUAUGCGCAGGUUUGUACCAGACCUGACUUGGCUUUUGCAGUCAGUGUGCUAGGAAGAUUUCAGUCCAAUCCUGGACAAGCUCACUGGAUUGCAGGGAAAAGAGUGUUAAGAUACUUGCAAAGAACAAAAGAUUACAAACUAACAUUCAAAAGAAGUGGCACGCUGGAAUUACAAGGUUAUGCAGAUGCUGAUUUUGCAGGAUGUCAAGACUCCAUGAAAUCAACAUCAGGUUUUGUAUUCAUGUUUGGAGGAGGUGCAGUGUCGUGGAGAAGUGUAAAACAACCUUUGACAGCAGGUUCAACUAUGUUUGCAGAGUUUCUAGCAUGCUAUGAGGCCACCUCUCAAGCCAUAUGGUUAAGAAAUUUCAUUAUCAGUUUGAAUGUGGUUGAAUCGAUACACAGACCAAUUCAAAUAUGGAAUGACAACAGCGCAGCUGUUUUGUUUGCAAAAGGAAACAAAAGGACAAAGGGUUCAAGACUAUUGGAUGUCAAGUUCAUAAUAGUGAAGGAGAAAAUUGCUCAAGGCUAUACUAAUAUAAGUCAUAUCAGUACAGACAAAAUGAUAGCAGACCCUCUCACAAAAGGAGUCCCAAAUGCAGUGUUCCAUAGGCAUGUUAUGAGCAUGGGAUUAAGGAAUGAUUUGAAUGCUUAA
Molecule: messenger RNA, 1284 nt
Organism: Prunus armeniaca (apricot)
Lineage: Eukaryota; Viridiplantae; Streptophyta; Magnoliopsida; Rosales; Rosaceae
Source: the annotation of a GenBank genome assembly